Molecule: messenger RNA, 1791 nt
Organism: Gasterosteus aculeatus aculeatus (three-spined stickleback)
Lineage: Eukaryota; Metazoa; Chordata; Actinopteri; Perciformes; Gasterosteidae
Gene: eif4e1c
Product: eukaryotic translation initiation factor 4E family member 1c
Biological process (GO): translational initiation
Cellular component (GO): eukaryotic translation initiation factor 4F complex; cytoplasm
Molecular function (GO): RNA 7-methylguanosine cap binding; translation initiation factor activity
Source: RefSeq, a predicted model, not a curated record
UUCUCUUUCUCGGGAAUAUUGGGCUUCGGCGGCUUCCGUAGUUGAGUUGAGUGGCCGGAGUGACGCAGAAGCGCUGAACGAGCAGAACUACCCUACAGUCAAGAUGGCGACAUCCGAGCCGAAAGCCCCUGAACCUGAAGAACCACAAGCUCCUGACAGCCAAGUCGUUGCGAAUCCUGAGCAGUAUAUCAAGCACCCCUUGCAAAACCGGUGGGCCCUGUGGUAUUUUAAAAACGACAAAAGCAAAAGCUGGACAGAGAACUUGCGUCUCAUUUCCAAGUUUGACACGGUGGAAGACUUUUGGGCAUUAUACAACCACAUACAGCAACCCAGCAAACUUGGCUUUGGCUGUGAUUAUAGUUUAUUUAAGGAUGGGAUCAAGCCAAUGUGGGAGGACGACAGGAACAAGCUGGGGGGUCGAUGGCUGAUGACUCUCAAUAAGCAACAGAGACACAAUGACCUUGACCGCUACUGGAUGGAAACGCUCUUGUGUUUAGUCGGUGAGUCGUUUGACGAGGCAAGUGAAGAUGUGUGUGGAGCUGUGGUCAACGUCAGACCAAAAGGGGACAAAAUAUCCAUCUGGACGAGCCAGUGCCAAAACAGGGAUGCCAUCAUGACGAUAGGGCAAAAUUAUAAAGAGCGCCUGAACAUCCCCACCAAAGCCAUCAUCGGCUACCAGUCACAUGACGACACAUCCAGCAAGAGCGGAUCCACCACCAAGAACAUGUACUCCGUUUGAGAAACUCCUUCAGCCUCCAUUUCAACUCGCUGUAGAUUUAAACAAUUACCAAACUGCAUCAUCACAAUAUUUUUUUUUUGUCUUCUCCUUUUCAUUUUUUUUUUCUUUCUUUUUUUGAAAAGAGAAUUGUUCAAAGUGUGUAGUUGGAGCGUCACCUAACGUGACAAACCAGUCUGGUGAUGUUUAUAAAUAGGAAUGAGGCCAGACAAGAGGAAUUGUCUCAAAAUGUCACGUGCUAAAGAACACAAAUUUCCUUUUUCGAGGUGAAGAGUAUUGUGAUAAACCAGGGGCCUCCCCUAGCUUAGUUCAGAAAAGGCUUCUUUUUUUCAGUACUAAAUGGCUUGAAGUUAUACUAUACAGCCUCGUGUUUUUCUCAUGCUGACUAUUCACACUCCUAGCAAAAACUGUUUCUCACCUCACAGGUAAAUAUGGUGGGUAAUAAUUUAUCCCUUCACCAAAACAAAUUUUAAGGGCAAUUUUAACUUGAUUUAUCCAGAAGUGUUAAGCAUGAGUUGGGCUUUCAAGACACAGCAGCUGUAAGAAUCAACAGUAUCUUAAAGGUUUGUUAAAGCUGCGGUGACACUCCAAAGUAUAAGGUUUGGAUUUAAGACCGCUUAUUGUUUCAGCCAUGCUGGAAUUGUGGAAUAUUGCUUGUAGUAGUUUUUGGACUUAUUUCUUCCCCUUACAUUUAUUUAUAAUGUAUGCAUUACAGAUUAAUUACUUAGAGAACCAUGAAAUCUUUCUUUUUCAAAUUGUAUUUUUUUUUUUUUUUGUUACUAUCAAUAAUGUGGACUUCUGCAUAUAGAUGACAUUUUUUUACAGUGUACCAUAAAGUAAUGCUGAAAGAAUUAGGUGUGCUUUUCACUGUUUUCUUCCUAACAAGCUGUAGAUAAUGUUGCACUCCUCUCUUGGUUAAUGCAAAGGAAAGAUGAUAUUCAUUGUGAAAUAAUUUUGCUCAUAAUGUAUCUUUAUUAUCUGUACUUCCAGGAUGUAUAUGACCUUCUUUCAAGUAAAGGUUAAGUGCUUUGCAUUAAAAUCAGGUCGACGUCUUA